UUGUCGGUGUGUAACUUGACACCGCUGGUCCGCAGCUGCCGAGCAGAGACUGACGCAAAGCCGAGAGCGUCGCCAGAUUCCGGGCUUCAGGGCAGCCGGAGCCGCCUGGUACGGUCCCACACUGCUGCAUUGUUGAAGCGGUAAACAGAGGCGGACACUAACGGAGCCGGUGAUCCGGUCUAAUGCGGAGAAUCCCGGCCGCACCGGCGACUGGAGGCCGUUAACCUGCCCGGAGAUACCGACGAAGAACCGAGCGUUGAGGGAGACCGAUGUGAUUUUUGGACAGAAAAGUAAACCGCUUUAAAAUGGCAACCGCCGCCCGCUCCCGGAGCCCGUAGACCGAGACCCAGGGCUGCUGGUCAGACGGCGAGCGGGUCUCCGGGUCGCUGCUGUGUUUCUGUGGGACGUCCAGCAGCUGGACAAAAGCUGCUCCAUGUGUCCUCGCCGGUUCCUCUAGCAGCAGUUCAGCCGAGCGUCCUUGCGGCUCCCUCUCUGCUGUGGUGGCAUCAUGUCGGCGGCUCAGACUCAGAAGGAGACCCUGGAGGCCCUGGGUCUCAGUCAGAAGGAGCUGGUCCUGGCCGAGGCCCUGCAGAUGGAGUAUGAUGCACUCUCCAGACUCAAACAGGACAAGAGUGGGACAGAAACCAGCCAGACUGGCCCUAGAGCUCCCAGCCAAACCCGCUCCAAGAGCCACAACCCCUCCCUCCCUCCCCGACCCACCCCCAGCCAGACCAGUCCUGCCCUUACAGGAGGAAACCUGCUGAGGGGCCUUUCUGGGUCCGACUCCUCCCUGAACCAGCCUGGACGGUCACAGUCUCCGCCCUCCGUCCCAGCUAGGGCGCUCCCUCCUCAGGGAGGCUACAUCAAAGAAUCCCUGUACAUCCUGGACAGUCCGGAGGUCAGCAAGUUCAGGGACUGCUCCGGUUCCAGCCUCAGGGACUCAACUGCAUUCGGAUCAGGGUUUCUUCCCAAAGGCUUCCCCUCUUUUCCAGACGAUGUCCCCCCCGCCCUCCCACCAAGAAACCCCAUCCCCCCAUCAUUGGGGUCAGAGAACCCCUUCCUGCCCCCUCGAGGGUCCACCGUGCCCCGCGACGUGAACCUGUUUACGCCCGAUGUGGAUCAGCCCAAAGUGACCUCAGGAGAGCUGAACUACGACAACAUCAAUGACUCGCUAUCUCGACUCAACGAGGGCCGGCAGGGGCCUCGAGGCCGGAGGGCCAAUGGGGACCAAUCGGGGAAGCCUGUGGCUCGGAGUAAGACCCUGCCCCCUCAGGUCCCGCCCAGGACGUACGUACCUGUUCCCAAGAGCAACAAGAACCAGCGGCGGGUGUCUGCAGACCCGGUGUCUCUGGGCUCCAGGAUGAACGGGUUUGGAUACGAGUUGUUCCAGGUGUCCGAGGAGAGAGACGAGGAGGUGGCAGCUUUCUGUCACAUGCUGGACGUGUUGCGGUCGGCGUACCCGCACAGCGACCGCUCGACAAACUGCGGCUUCGUUUGGUCGCCGUCGGUGGGUCAGGAGGAGCUGCAUCAGGGUCUGGGGGUCAGCGUGAAGGUCACCAUCGUCAGCGAGCACUUCAGAGAGCCGCUCACCUUCACCUGUGACGGUUCGUCCACGGUGGACCUGCUGAUCUAUCAGACUCUGUGUUACGCUCAGGAUGAUCUGGAUCACACGGACGUGGACGACUACCUGCUGAAGGUCUGCGGGCACGACGAGUUCCUCAACAACUCCCAGACUCUGGCCGGCCUGGAGUUUGUUCAACAGUGUCUGAAGUUCGACUGGGACGUCCGACUGUUUCUAACCAAGAGAUCUGCCAUCAGCACGGAGCUGGCCCGCACGAAAGAAGACGACGAGACGUUGUCCACCAUGAACCACAGCAUCCUGCUGCAGGAGCGUCCAAUCAAACAGACCGUCACCAGGGAGGCUCUGACGCUGCUGCUGGACACCUUUCACAAUGAAGCCGAGUCCUUCCUGCUAUCAGAGGCGGAGCUGCUGCUGCACGUGGAGCGCCUCGUCCAAUCAGUGAAGGCGCUCUGCAGUUCGUUAGCUUCCGUGGAGACGCCUGAUGUGACCGCCGCCCUCAACCAGCUCCCAGCAUGCCCCUGUCGUCUGCAGCCCAAAGUCCUCAAGGAUCCUUCAGUGCUGGCCGUCAGAGAGAACAGAGAGAAAGUGGUGGAGAAGUUGACGGCGGCCAUCUUGGAUCUGGUGGAGCUGUACUGCAGCACGUUCAACGCCAACUUCCACACGACGCCGCAGAGUCACUGCUGCACGGCGCCGGUGCAGGAGGCCGGCCUCGUCACCAACGUGCUCUCCUUCAGCGUGCACGCUGCUCACCGCAUCCCCAUCACCUGGGCCGCCAGUUACGAGGGUUUCUUCCUGUCCUGCUCUCUGACUCAUGGAGGGGAGGAGCUCUGCGCGCCGCAGCACACCAGCAAACAGUCGGUCAGCAAAUACCUGUUCCACCUGGUGGUGUGGGACCAGAGGGUCUGUUUCCCGGUGCAGAUCAAUCAGCUGCCCAGAGAGUCCCAGCUGACCGUGACGCUGUACGCCAGCUCUCUGCCGCCCCCCGGAGGAGCUGAGGAGAAGGGGAAGCAGCGCCGCAGCAUCGAGGCCCUGGGCUGGGUCACCAUGCCGCUCUUCAACUUCAGACACGUCCUGACGUGCGGCAGGAAGUUGCUCGGCCUGUGGCCUUCAGCGCCGGGGAGGAGCGGAAACGCCCGGACGAGCUCGCCGAACUUCAGCCAGCCCGACAGCGUGAUCCUGCAGGUGGACUUUCCCACCUCGUCCUUCGAGGUCCGGUUCAGCACCCCUCCUCCGGCAGACUUCUGUCCUCAGUACGACUUCUCCAGACUGGACGCCGUCAGUCAGAUCCAGCUGCAGGACGUCCUCCACAAGAAGGCGGUCUUCUGGCUGACGGCGGAGGACCGGCGCCUGCUGUGGGAGAAGAAGGCCUUCUGUCAGUCAGAGAGCGCGGCGCUGCCUCUGGUUCUGGCCAGCGCCCCCUGCUGGCAGUGGGCCUGCCUGCCUGACAUCUACGCCCUGCUGAGACAGUGGACCUGCCUGGGUCACCUGGACGCCCUGGGACUCCUUCACGCCUCGUUCCCGGACCAGGAGCUGAGGAGGACGGCUGUUCAGUGGAUGGACUCCAUCUCAGAUCCAGAACUGCUGGACUUCCUGCCCCAGCUGGUCCAGGCUGUGAAGUACGAGUGUUACCUGGACAGCUCUCUGGUCCGGUUCCUCCUCCGCAGAGCCAUCGGGGACGUUCGGAUCGCCCACUACCUCUUCUGGCUGCUGAAGGACAACCUGCAGGACAGUCAGUUCAGCGGUCGCUAUCAGCACCUCCUCGCCGCUCUGCUCUGCUGCGCCGGUCGAGGUCUCCGUGACGAGUUCGACCGCCAGUCCUGGCUCGUCUCCGUUCUUGCCACGGUGGCUCACAAAGUCCGAGAUGCCAACCCGUCCAACAGACAGUGUGUCCUCAGGGAGGGUCUGGAGGAGAUGAAGCAGUUCUUCUCAGUGAACAGCAGCUGCAGACUUCCUCUGAACCCGGCGCUGCUCGUCUCAGGAAUCAACAUCCAGUCGUGUUCCUUCUUCAACUCCAACGCCGUCCCUCUCAAACUGUCCUUUAAAAACCUGGACCCUUUGGGAGACAACAUCAACAUCAUCUUCAAGUCAGGAGACGACCUGCGGCAGGAUAUGCUGACUCUGCAGGUGAUCCGGAUCAUGAACAAGAUCUGGAUCCAGGAAGGUCUGGACAUGAGGAUGGUCAUCUUCAAAUGUUUCUCCAACAGCAAAGGACGAGGUAUGGUGGAGAUGAUUCCUCAGGCUGACACUCUGAGGAAGAUCCAGGUGGAACAUGGAGUCACUGGGUCCUUCAAAGACCGACCGUUGGCCGAGUGGCUGCUGAAACACAACCCUACUGACGAGCAGUAUGACAAGGCGGUGGAGAACUUCAUCUACUCGUGCGCCGGCUGCUGCGUGGCGACCUACAUCCUGGGAAUCUGCGACCGCCACAACGACAACAUCAUGCUGAAGACCAGCGGCCACAUGUUCCACAUCGACUUCGGGAAGUUCCUGGGACACGCGCAGAUGUUUGGGAACAUCAAACGGGACCGCGCCCCCUUUGUCUUCACCUCCGACAUGGCGUAUGUCAUCAACGGAGGAGACAAACCGUCCAGUCGCUUCCAUGACUUUGUGGAUCUGUGCUGUGAGGCGUACAACCUGAUCAGGAAGCACACACACCUGUUCCUCAACCUGCUGGGCCUGAUGUUGUCCUGUGGGAUCCCUGAACUUUCUGACCUGGAGGAUCUGAGGUACGUCUACGACGCCCUGAGACCUCACGAGUCUGAGGCCGACGCCACCAUGUACUUCACCAGGUUGAUCGAGUCCAGUCUGGGCAGCGUCGCCACAAAACUCAACUUCUUCAUCCACAAUCUGGCUCAGAUGAAGUUCGCCUCCUCGGAGGAUCGUCCCACGCUGUCGUUCGCCCCCAGAGUUCACACGGCGAAGAGCGACGGCCUCAUCAGGAACCUUUACAUCUGCAGACACAUCCGCACCGGCAACCCCAGCAAAGGCUACGCCUUUGUCGUGAAGGUGGAGCGUGAAGGUCAGCAGGAGGCGCUGCUGGUUCAGAGGACGUUUGAAGAGUUUCAUGAACUUCACAGCAAGCUGAGACUCAUCUUCCCCUCGUCAAAACUACCCAGUUUCCCGAGCCGUUUUGUGAUUGGCCGUUCCCGUGGCGAGGCGACAGCUGAUAGGAGGAAAGACGAGCUGAACGGUUACGUGUGGCACCUGGUCCACUCCGCCCCAGAGGUCGCUCAGUGCGACCUCGUCUACACCUUCUUCCACCCGCUGCCCCGAGACGAGAAACCAGUAACAACCACCAUCAAACCAGCAGAGAUCUUGUGGUCUCCAGCUUCAGGGAAAGAGCUCGGCGAGGUCAAACUGUCCAUCUCCUACAAGAACGACAAGCUCUUCAUCAUGGUCAUGCACAUACGAGGACUGCAGCCCCUGCAGGAUGGCACGGACCCGGACCCCUACGUGAAGCUCUACCUUCUCCCAGACCCCCAGAAGACCGGCAAGAGGAAGACCAAGGCAGCACGACGCACCUGUAACCCCACCUACAACGAGAUGCUGGUGUAUGAGCGGAUCCCUCAGGGGGACCUGGACCAGAGGGUGAUCCACCUGCGGGUUCUUGGUGACGGGGCCUUCUGGGAGAACACUCUGCUGGGAGAGACCUUCAUCCCUCUGAAGAGGCUGGUCCCGGGUCAGCACUGGGUGGACUGGCACCAGCUGGGCGCCGGCGGCUCUGACUCCGCCCACUGAUGGACAGGAAACAGGAGGCGGUGGAUUUAGAGGAAGAGUAGAAGGGAAGUAGUUCUCACGAGAACAGAAGACAAAAGGAGAAUCCUUUCAAAGUAAAAGCCGUGUGGCUGCUCCUCCCUCUGUGUGUGAGGGGGUUUAGGUUUAGUGUCGAGUUUAAAGCCUAACUUUAUUUGGGAGACGGUGGGUUCAGACUCAGAAACAGACUCAAUCUGAUUGGUCAUUAAUUAGAUUAAUAAUUUAGAUUUCAUGAUCAGGUCCUUUAAACUUUCAUAUUUUAAAAUUCUCCUGGUUUGAUUUUAAGAUCACAAACUGUCCAGUGAAGUCGCUUGAAAGUUACACUAACUAGUUGUUUUGUUCUUGAAUGAGGACGUUUAUAUUUCUGAACACGCUGCAGACUCGUGUGGGCAGAGAGUUCCAAUAUUUCUAAAUGACGACAUGUUUGAGUUUCCUGUUCAGAUGAUCGAUCGACUUGUGAUACUUUGAUAUUUUUCUUCCAGCCUGUACGUGUUGGAAGACGAGAAGUUCAAUAUGAAUUUAAUGAUAUCAAUUAAAAGACUUCAGUAUCUCUUAAUCUUUCAGUCAGUGCACAGAGGCAUGCUGGGUAAAUCAUUCGGAGAAAGAAACUUUUUUUAUAUACAGACGUGAUCAGUGAGAUUAUCACAUGUGAGAAAACCACCCGUCUGUGGCCAGUUGAGACUUUUCAAGGACUGAAAAGCUGCAUUUAUAAAUUCCAGGGACCUUUCUUGCAGGUUUUUGUGUCCUGGAAGUAAAAUCUUGUGAUUUCAGCGUAGAGAAGAGUUUUACCUUUGUGAGCUGUACAUGCAGAGCUUUAGCCUAAAUGUUGCUAACAGGAAGUAGCUGCAGUGGCGUUUAAUGAUGUAGCGCUGUACAGACAGGAAGUGACUGCAGGAUAUUUUUAUAGUGAGGGUGUGGAUUUUCUAUCCGUGGUGCACGAGAGCUUCUGAGAGAUCCUGUCAGUUUGCCUUUGAGCUCGUCGUGUCUGGUUUCUUUUCAGCGCUUACUAAUCUGCUCGCCAUCUCUGAAGGACGGCCCGCCGCUCAGCCCGCCGCCUCUUUCUACAUUUCAUUGCUUGUUUUUUUUAAUGCCUGUGAUUUUGUACUUUUGGGGAAAUAUUGGUGGCCAUUUGAAGCUGCCUCUGUGGCUCCUGAUGAUCCAGGGGCCAGCGAGUGUUGAAGGGAAUAGAGUUGUUGCGCUGUAGAUGAGACAAACUGAGGAACCUGCAGGAGACAGACCCACCGAUCAGCUGACACGCUUCUCUAAACACGUGUCUGAAAACUCCAGAAAAAAUGUUGUCCUGUAGUUCUGAUGGGGACACGCGAGGGGGACACGUGACGGGGACACGUGAUGGGGACACGUGACAUGUGAUGGGGACACGUGACAGUGACAUGUGAUGGGGACACGUGACAGUGACAUGUGAUGGGGACACGUGACAGGAUAGGGACACGUGACAGUGACAUGUGAUGGGGACACGUGACAGUGACAUGUGACGGGGACACACGUGACAGUGACAUGUGACGGGGACACGUGACAGUGACAUGUGACGGGGACACACGUGACAGGGUAGGGACACGUGACAUGAUAGGGACACGUGACAGUGACAUGUGACGGGGACACACGUGACAGGGUAGGGACACGUGACAGUGACGUGAUGGGGACAUGUGAUGGGGACACGUGACGUGAUGGGGACAUGUGAUGGGGACACGUGACGUGAUGGGGACAUGUGAUAGGGACACGUGACAGUGACGUGAUGGGGACAUGUGAUAGGGACACGUGACAGUGACAUGAUAGGGACUCGUGACAGUGACAUGAUAGGGACUCGUGACAGUGAUGUGAUGGGGACACGUGACAUGAUAGGGACACGUGA
This is a messenger RNA of Micropterus salmoides (largemouth bass), 7205 nucleotides long. RefSeq names its product phosphatidylinositol-4-phosphate 3-kinase, catalytic subunit type 2 beta (gene pik3c2b). The coding region runs from base 509 to 5320 and encodes 1603 amino acids. Gene Ontology annotation, molecular function: phosphatidylinositol binding; 1-phosphatidylinositol-4-phosphate 3-kinase activity; 1-phosphatidylinositol-3-kinase activity. The record is from RefSeq and is a predicted model, not a curated record. Gene Ontology annotation, biological process: phosphatidylinositol-3-phosphate biosynthetic process; phosphatidylinositol 3-kinase/protein kinase B signal transduction; cell migration. Gene Ontology annotation, cellular component: cytoplasm; phosphatidylinositol 3-kinase complex; plasma membrane. Lineage: Eukaryota; Metazoa; Chordata; Actinopteri; Centrarchiformes; Centrarchidae. The transcript is spliced from 34 exons.